Messenger RNA from Pteronotus mesoamericanus, 2894 nucleotides. It is a transcript of the gene SIX4, whose product is annotated as SIX homeobox 4. Gene Ontology annotation, cellular component: nucleus; transcription regulator complex. The record is from RefSeq and is a predicted model, not a curated record. NCBI's taxonomy places the organism in Eukaryota, Metazoa, Chordata, Mammalia, Chiroptera, Mormoopidae. Gene Ontology annotation, molecular function: DNA-binding transcription factor activity, RNA polymerase II-specific; RNA polymerase II cis-regulatory region sequence-specific DNA binding. Gene Ontology annotation, biological process: regulation of transcription by RNA polymerase II. Bases 83 to 2425 code for a protein of 780 amino acids. The transcript is spliced from 3 exons.
AAGAAGGAGGAGUAAGAGAGGGGGAAAGAAAGAGGAAAAGAGUGCGAGGGAGUGAGGGAGGGAGGAAAAUAAACAACAAAAAAUGUCCUCUUCCUCCCCCACCGGGCAGAUCGCAAGUGCGGCGGACAUCAAGCAGGAGAAUGGGAUGGAAAGCGCCUCGGAAGGGCAGGAGGCGCCUCGAGAAGUGGCGGGGGGCGCGGCGGCUGGGCUGAGCCCCCCGGCUCCAGUCCCUUUUACCCUGGAGCCGGGGGACGCGGCCGCCAGGGUGAGCGGAGAGGAAGGGGCAGUGGCGGCAGCGGCGGCGGCUGGAGCGGCAGCGGAUCAGGUACAACUCCACUCGGAACUUCUGGGCAGGCACCACCACGCCGCGGCCGCCGCCGCCGCGCAGACCACACUGGCCUUCUCGCCCGACCAUGUCGCCUGCGUGUGCGAGGCGCUGCAGCAGGGGGGCAACCUGGACCGCCUGGCCCGGUUCCUGUGGUCCCUGCCCCAGAGCGACCUGCUACGUGGCAACGAGAGCUUGCUGAAGGCGCGGGCGCUGGUGGCCUUCCACCAGGGCAUCUACCCCGAGCUCUACAGCAUCCUCGAGAGCCACAGCUUCGAGUCGGCCAACCACCCGCUGCUGCAGCAGCUCUGGUAUAAGGCGCGCUACACCGAGGCCGAACGAGCCCGCGGCCGGCCGCUGGGCGCCGUGGACAAGUACCGGCUCCGCAGGAAAUUCCCCCUGCCCCGCACCAUCUGGGACGGCGAGGAGACGGUGUAUUGUUUCAAGGAGAAGUCGCGCAACGCGCUUAAGGAGCUCUACAAGCAGAAUCGCUACCCUUCGCCUGCCGAGAAGCGGCACCUGGCAAAGAUCACCGGCCUCUCCCUCACCCAGGUCAGCAACUGGUUCAAGAACCGGAGGCAGCGCGAUCGGAACCCCUCCGAGACCCAGUCCAAAAGUGAGUCAGAUGGUAAUCCAAGCACUGAAGAUGAAUCCAGCAAGGGUCAUGAGGAUUUGUCUCCUCAUCCACUCUCCGGUUCAUCUGAAGGUGUCACCAACCUCAGCCUUUCCAGUCAUAUGGAGCCAGUAUAUAUGCAACAAAUUGGAAAUGCUAAAAUACUAAGCUCUUCUGGAGUUUUGUUGAAUGGAAGCUUGGUACCUGCAAGUACUUCACCUGUCUUCCUUAAUGGUAAUUCUUUCAUUCAGGGACCCAAUGGAGUUAUCCUUAAUGGAUUAAAUGUGGGAAAUACACAGACAGUGUCAUUGAACCCACCCAAAAUGGCAUCAAACAUUGUGAGCAAUGGUAUAUCCAUGACUGACAUUCUGGGUUCCACCUCCCAGGAUGUGAAGGAAUUCAAAGUUCUCCAGAGUUCUUCAGCUAACUCAGCAGUCACCACCUCCUACAGCCCCAGUGCCCCUGUGUCUUUUCCCGGACUGAUCCCCAGCACUGAGGUGAAAAGAGAAGGCAUUCAAACAGUGGCUUCCCAGGAUGGAGGCUCUGUCGUGACUUUUACUACACCAGUGCAAAUUAAUCAGUAUGGCAUUGUCCAGAUCCCCAAUUCCGGAGCAAACAGCCAGUUUCUUAAUGGGAGCAUUGGAUUCUCUCCAUUGCAGCUGCCUCCUGUUUCAGUGGCAGCUUCACAAGGUAAUAUUUCCGUAAAUUCAAGCACUUCAGAUGGGAGCACAUUUACAAGUGAGUCUACCACAGUCCAGCAAGGAAAGGUUUUCUUGAGCUCUCUUGCUCCCAGUGCAGUGGUAUACACUGUUCCUAAUUCAGGCCAGACUAUAGGAUCUGUUAAACAGGAGGGCUUGGAGAGGAGCCUAGUAUUUUCUCAGUUGAUGCCUGUCAAUCAGAAUGCACAAGUAAAUGCAAACCUGUCUUCUGAAAAUAUCUCCGGGAGUGGCCUUCAUCCACUAACCUCCUCAUUAGUUAAUGUAUCUCCAACUCACAGUUUUCCCCUGAAUCCCCCUACCCUACUACAUCCCACUGAACUAAACCCCGACAUUGCUGAUAGCCAGCCAAUGUCUGCACCUGUGGCAAGCAAAUCUACUGUGACAUCUGUCAGCAACACUAACUAUGCAACUCUUCAGAACUGCUCCCUUAUUACUGGUCAAGAUCUAUUGUCCGUCCCAAUGACCCAGGCUGCCCUUGGGGAAAUAGUUCCUGCAACUGAAGACCAGGUAGGUCACCCCUCCCCAGCAGUACCCCAGGAUUUUGUCAGAGAACAUCGGUUGGUUCUACAAUCAGUAGCCAACAUAAAAGAGAAUUUCUUAACAAAUUCAGAGAGCAAAGCUACAAGCAACUUAAUGAUGCUGGACUCCAAAUCCAAGUAUGUCCUAGAAGGCAUGGUUGAGACAGUCUGUGAAGACCUGGAAACAGACAAGAAAGAGCUUGCCAAGCUCCAAACUGUCCAGUUGGAUGAAGAUAUGCAAGACUUAUAAACUUCCCCCCCACCCUGCCUUUUUAUUCCUGACAUCAGUGAGCAAAUCUUUUCACAAAGCCCUGAGGACAUAAAGCAUUUUCCCAUUUAAAGGGAAACACUAGUUUUGCAAAUAAAUGCAUUCAAGAGACUUUGCAUUGAUCUGCAUGAAGAUCACAGUUAAAUAUACAGGAGUAGAACUGCGUUACUGCAGCCUUUUUCUUCACAUAUGUUCUCUUUUAAACAGAUGGAGACAAAGGAACAAGAUGGAAUAUAUCAAGUCAAAGUGUAUCAUUUGGUUGACUUAAUAUAAUUCUGAGGUCAAAUGGAACUUGAUAGUUUUUUAAAUUAAAAAUGUAUGCACCUAACAAAAUUAAAUAUCACUACAGAGCAUUAGAAACAAUACAAUUCUUUUUGUUUACUUUUACUCCAUGGGCAUUGAUAAGGUUAAGUAGCAUAAAUGGUACUCGACACUACUCUAAGGCUAUAUU